This is a messenger RNA of Fusarium odoratissimum NRRL 54006, 1901 nucleotides long. RefSeq lists its product as uncharacterized. Bases 287 to 769 code for a protein of 160 amino acids. The transcript has 2 exons. Lineage: Eukaryota; Fungi; Ascomycota; Sordariomycetes; Hypocreales; Nectriaceae. The record is from RefSeq and is a predicted model, not a curated record.
GGUAAUUUCACAGCUGAGAACAAGCGCUGUUGGGGGGUUAUUACACCAAAAUGUUUCUCUUCGAGUCUUGUCUUACUGUCAGGGGGGCUUGUCUCCCGCUCGGCCAUUAUCGCUAGCCCAGCAUUGAACAUGUCAACACAGAGGGUUGAAGGUCAACUUUUCACAUUCGAUAUGCGGUGAUAAUGAUGAUUCUACGCUUUGUAUAUCGGCACGUGCUGAGCCCAUUGGUCUACUCUUCCGCUGGGAACAUCUGGGUAUAUCAAUGUGGCGGUGACGAGACUUCUCCAUGUUAUUAUCCCCAGUUUAUUCCUGUGCUUACUGCGACUCGGCUGCGGCUGUGGCUGCGAGGCACCUGUGUCUGACCACUACUGCAGAUUACAGUGUGAAAUGGUCGGAAUCACAACAUUGCAGCAAUAACCCUCAAUUCGAUUUCCCUUACAUGCAUCAUGCUGUUCAACUCCGGAAUACGGCUGGCCCUCUUGGUAGCCCCAUUCUCUCAGCUGGGCCUGGCUAUAUCCUUGAUGGGCAAUUGAUCCGAGGAGAUGAACAACUACUAUCUGCAAGCCAGACGCACAAAAGAAAAACACAUGCGCUUGUGGGAAUCCCUGGUCGGCUGAAUCCGAGGGAAACAGAGUUCCAGCUCAAUGGGCCUGUGGGCACCAUCCACGCCGUGCGUUGGUCCGUCACAACAAGGACAACCCCUAACGCGGCGUCGUCUUUUCUUCCACCGCAUCUUCCUUCUGACACCAAGACCGCAAGCGUGUGGUGAUGCGGACUUUUCAUCAAUUUGAUGGCCGCCCAACAAGGCUUGUCUGACUUGGCUCGAGAGUAUUACCCAAUACGCAACCUACGACAAUUGACCCCGCUGCCGUUCUAUCCUUGGAAUAACAGAAGCGACUUGGCAAAUUAAAGGUUCGUAGUCUCAGACUUGGCAGUUUUGCUCUCGCGUUGCAUGCUCAUUCACAGCCAUCUCGGCGGGUCACGAUACAGGGCAUCAGGUGGCCAAACGAUACGACUGACCUUACAAACACCUUUCAAAUCUGUACAGUUCUCUCGGAAAGCUUCACUUGUUGACAGUCACAUGCGCAAUAUAGUGGCAUGUACCCCUAUCUUCAUGCACCAGUGUCCGUGGGAUUACAAGAGCAGAGGUGUUUGGUAAUAGUAGGGGAAUAGCAAUCUUGGCACGAUAAAGUUUCCUUCAGCAAGUUCGACUGCGCUUCACUGUUUCACCGGUACUAACCUUGGUUGAGUCCUAGAUACUCGUAUUAAAGAUCUCGUGCUAUCACGACGUCGAGUUGAACCACUUGAGUCACGGGUUGCAUUCCUCGUGUUCGAACUCUCCAACGAGCAUGAUGCUGUGAUCUAGAGAUGAUCUAGAAUGGAUCGUAAUGAUAAUGUGGUGCAGCUUGUUGGUGGCCAGUCAUUUGACACUCUUGGGGAAUAAUUCACCGAAAGUUGUUGAAGGGUUGAAAUUUUUCACGAGAAUUCGAGGUUGAUAAGAUGGCUGGUUGAUUACGUAAUUUAUAAUGUGGGGCUUUGGCUAACUACGAUUGGUUGGUACAGGAGUGUGCCAUCUCAGCAGGAACGAGUAGGUAAUCUGCAGUUCACAUAUUGAGUUUCUUGAUAAUCAAGGUACCAAUAAACGCUGGUACGUAGGUUGGCUUGACACAUUUAUACCUGAAGCGUUCUUGUGUAUUAGGUACUUACUUAGGCAGUUUUUAUGCCGGCGCGUUGUGCUUGCCAAAAAGAUAGAGAAAACCAAGCAUUUGCAUGAACGAGUCUAGUUCCAAAUUCCGUUGGCGUUAGACGAGGCAUCCAUCAAGACGGCAAAGGUGAAAAUUGUACGUUUUAGAUAACCAUACCGUGGAGUUUCGAAAAAUAAAUAACAGAACACCUAUGCA